Molecule: messenger RNA, 557 nt
Organism: Rotaria sp. Silwood1
Lineage: Eukaryota; Metazoa; Rotifera; Eurotatoria; Philodinida; Philodinidae
Source: the annotation of a GenBank genome assembly
AUGCAUGGGGCAUCACCUGGGAUGCUUGGGGCAUCACCUGGGAUGCAUGGAGCAUCAUCUGGGAUGCUUGGGGCAUCACCUGGGAUUCUUGGGGCAUCACCUGGGAUGCUUGGGGCAUCUCCUGGGAUGCUUGGGGCAUCUCCUGGGAUGCUUGAGGCAUCAUCUGGGAUGCUUGGGGCAUCACCUGGGAUGCUUGGGGCAUCACAUGGGAUGCUUGGGGCAUCUCCUAAGAUGCUUGGGGCAUCUCCUGGGAUGUUUGAGGCAUCAUCUGGGAUGCUUGGGGCAUCUCUUAAGAUGCUUGGGGCAUCAUCUGGGAAUCUCAGGUGAUGCCCCACGCAUCCCAGGAGAUGCCCCAAGCAUCCCAGGUGAUGCCCCAAACAUCCCAGGUGAUGCCCCAAGCUUCCCAGGUGAUGCCCCAAGCAACCCAGGUGACGCCCCACGCAUCCCAGGAGAUGCCCCAAGCAUCUUAGGAGAUGCCCCAAGCAUCCCAGGUGAUGCCCCAAGCAUCCCAGGUGAUGCCCCAAGCAUCACAGGUGAUGCCCCAAACAUCCCAGGUG